GUGGAGCGGCGCUCCCCUGCCAGAGGUAUCCGAGCCGUGGAGACUUGUGGUUUCUCUGACUUUGUGGUCUGAGGCGGCAGCACUGAUCAUGGAGACCGGUGCCUCCCGCGAGCCCGAGACGGCCGAAGUGCUGCCCCAGCACAAGUUCGACUGCAGGUCUCUGGAGGCCUACCUACACCAGCACUUGCCCGGCUUUGGGGUCGAGCCCGAGGCCAAGCUGACCGUUGCCCAAUACAGAUCAGGACAGUCCAAUCCAACCUUUUAUCUCCAGAAGGGCUUUCAAGCAUAUGUACUCAGAAAAAAACCACCUGGUUCACUUCUUCCUAAAGCACAUAAGAUUGAUAGAGAAUUUAAAGUCCAGAAAACUUUGUUUUCAAUUGGAUUCCCCGUUCCCAAACCUUUAUUGUACUGCAGUGAUGCUUGUGUCAUUGGAACAGAAUUUUAUGUGAUGGAACAUGUACAGGGCCGAAUCUUUCGUGAUUUCACAAUUCCUGGAGUUAGCCCAGCAGAACGCUCAGCCAUAUAUGUGGCCAUAAUAGAAACCUUGGCUCAGUUACAUUCCUUGAAUAUACAGUCACUGCAGCUGGAAGGAUAUGGUAGAGGUGCUGGGUACUGCAAAAGACAGGUAUCAACCUGGACAAAGCAAUAUCAAGCUGCAGCUCAUCAGGAUAUCCCUGCCAUGAACCAACUAUCUGACUGGCUAAUGAAAAACUUGCCAGAUAAUGACAAUGAAGAAAAUUUGAUUCAUGGAGAUUUCAAACUAGAUAACAUAGUUUUUCACCCUAAAGAGUCUCGAGUUGUAGCUGUACUAGAUUGGGAGCUUUCAACCAUUGGUCAUCCUCUGUCAGACUUGGCUCAUCUCUCUAUGUUCUACUUUUGGCCAAGGACCAUUCCAUUGUUAAGUCAAAGUCCUCAUUUGCAAGAAAACACAGGGAUACCAUCAAUGGAAGAACUGAUUUCAAUAUAUUGCCGCUGCAAGGGAAUUAAUUCUAAUCUUCCUAACUGGAAUUUCUUUCUUGCCCUUUCAUAUUUUAAAAUUGCUGGAAUAGCACAGGGAGUAUAUAGUAGAUAUCUUCUGGGAAAUAAUGCAUCUGAAAGUAGCUUUCAGUUUGCCAAUAUUGUGCAACCUCUGGCAGAAACUGGAUUACAACUCUCAAAAAGAACUUUCAGUACUGCACUUCCACAGACUGAUACUACCAGACAAUUGUUUGUACAGACUAGGACAGGCCAGGAAGUUCUUACUAGGGUGAAGCAGUUCAUGAAACAACACAUCCUCCCAGCUGAAAAGGAGGUAAUUGAGUUCUAUGUUCAAAAUGAAAAUUCAGUAGACAAGUGGAAAAAACCUUUAGUGAUUGAUAAACUCAAGGAAAUGGCCAAAGCAGAAGGCCUCUGGAACUUGUUUUUGCCAGCUGUAAGCGGUCUCAGCCAAGUAGACUAUGCCUUGAUUGCUGAAGAAACAGGAAAAUGCUUUUUUGCUCCAGAUGUCUUUAACUGCCAAGCACCAGACACAGGGAACAUGGAGGUGCUUCACCUAUAUGGAAGUGAGAAACAGAAGCAGCAGUGGCUUGAGCCUCUUCUUCAAGGGAGCAUUGCCUCUUGCUUCUGUAUGACAGAGCCCGAUGUAGCUUCAAGUGAUGCCACAAAUAUUGAAUGUAGCAUCCAGCAAGAUGGAGAUAGCUAUGUAAUUAACGGCAAGAAAUGGUGGUGCAGUGGAGCUGGGAAUCCAAAGUGCAAAAUUGCAAUUGUUAUGGGAAAAACUAACAAUAACUGUGUAACCAGACACAAACAACACAGCAUGAUUCUUGUUCCCAUCAACACACCUGGAGUAGAAGUAGUAAGGCCCUUGUCUGUUUUUGGCUACCUGGAUAAUUUCCAUGGAGGACAUUUUGAGAUCCAUUUUAAUCAAGUGCGAGUUCCUGCCACCAAUUUAAUACUAGGUGAAGGUAGGAGAUUUGAAAUUGCCCAAGGCCGCCUUGGACCUGGCAGAAUCCACCACUGUAUGAGAACAAUAGGUUUGGCUGAACGUGCUUUGCAGAUCAUGUGUGAACGGGCAAAACAAAGGGUGGCCUUUAAGAAGAAACUGUAUUCACAUGAGGUGGUGGCUCACUGGAUCGCUGAAAGCCGCAUUGCCAUUGAGGAGAUCCGCUUGUUGACCUUGAAAGCUGCCCACAGCAUUGAUACUCUGGGCAGCUCUGGUGCUAUGAAGGAGAUUGCAAUGAUUAAAGUGGCUGCCCCUCGGGCCGUCUGCAAAAUUGUUGACCAGGCCAUCCAAGUGUGUGGAGGUGCCGGUGUUUCCCACGAAUACCCUCUGGCUAACAUGUAUGCCCUAACGCGAACUUUGCGCUUAGCAGAUGGGCCCGAUGAAGUUCACCUCUCGGCAGUCGCAAAAAUGGAGCUGUGGGACCAAGCCAGAAGCCUGAGGGCCAAGAUGUAGAAUUCAUUGGCUCCAGCAUUUGUAUCUCAUUCAGCUUUUGCAGCAGUUUAAGCACAGGAUUAAUUACUCACUUUGGUAAAGAUUUGAGCAUCUGUUUUAUCAAUGGGUUUUGUCAUUUCAAGGGUCACACUUAAAAUCGUAUAAUU
Eubalaena glacialis (North Atlantic right whale) is the source of this 2580-nucleotide messenger RNA. It is a transcript of the gene ACAD11, whose product is annotated as acyl-CoA dehydrogenase family member 11. The coding region runs from base 89 to 2434 and encodes 781 amino acids. The record is from RefSeq and is a predicted model, not a curated record. The transcript has 20 exons. NCBI's taxonomy places the organism in Eukaryota, Metazoa, Chordata, Mammalia, Artiodactyla, Balaenidae. Gene Ontology annotation, cellular component: mitochondrion. Gene Ontology annotation, molecular function: flavin adenine dinucleotide binding; oxidoreductase activity, acting on the CH-CH group of donors.